Molecule: messenger RNA, 2382 nt
Organism: Naegleria lovaniensis
Lineage: Eukaryota; Heterolobosea; Eutetramitea; Acrasida; Naegleriidae
Exons: 1
Coding region: 1-2382 (793 amino acids)
Cellular component (GO): nucleus; ribonucleoprotein complex; cytoplasm
Molecular function (GO): mRNA binding
Source: RefSeq, a predicted model, not a curated record
AUGAGAACUAACAAAUUCACUUCAUCAUCAUCCGCAUCAUCGGAAAGUGAAGACGAUGCAGAACGGACAACAAGAACGGAAUCAUCAUCCACAAAUAAUUUAUCAUCAUCAUCAGGUACAACAACAUCACCACAAAAUAAUCUUGAAAUUGGUAAAGAAUUGAAAUUAACUCGAAUUAUUGUCAAAGGUUUACCCUCGCAUGUAACGAACUCCCAAUUCAAAAAGUUAUUUGAGGAAUAUGGACAAGUAACCGAUGCAAAGAUUAUGAUGGCAAAGAACGGGAAAAGUAGAGGAUUUGGAUAUAUCGGAUAUAAGAGGCAUGAUGAAGCUUUGAAUGCUUUGCAAGAAAGAAAUCAGACGUUUGUCGGAAUGGCUAAAAUUACGGUUGAAUUUGCAUUACCUUACAAAGAUUCAAGAUUGGAGCCACCAAAGAGUAAAAAUUCAAAAGCUGCUCUUGCCAUCAAGAAAGCAACGAGUAGCUCAACAACAACAGCUUCUGCCAAUGAGGAAGAGGUGGAUGAGUUUUUGGGAAUUGGAAAGAAAAAAGUAUCUGGUCCAAAGUUUUGGGAAAAUGAUUUAGAGGACGAAUUUGAUGACGAGCUUCGGAAGGAUAAGCAAAAGGCAGAAGCUGAAACGGUUGACGGCUCCAAUAACACGGACGACGACACAAAAGAAACGGCCACCAAGAAGAAGAAACGAGACAAUGAAACAAGCAAAUCUGACAAUAACAUGAUGCUGGAAAAAGAUGACAAUAACCUGUUGUAUUUUGAAGAAAACGAGGACGAAGAUCCUGGCCGACUCUUUGUGUACAAUCUUCACUUUACAACCACAGAAGAAGAAUUGAAAGAAUUAUUUGAACCAUUCGGAGAAAUUUCUGAGAUUCAUAUUCCAAUCGAUAACGAAACUAAGAGGUCGAAGGGUGUUGCAUUUAUUCAUUUCUUAAUUCCAGAGCAUGCUGACAAGGCCAUGAACGCUCUCCAUAAUUCCAUCUUUCAAGGUAGAAUGAUUCACGUCACAAAAGCGAAAGAGAAGCCAAAUUUUAAUGUGGAAAAGGAAAAUAUGUUCCUUGGCAAGUCCAAAUAUAAGAGAGAACAAAUGAAAAAGUUGAGAGAACAAGCCGGUUCGUCACACAACUGGAACGCGACAUACAUGAGUGCGAACACCGUCAUGGAAAGCAUGAGCAAACAACUUGGAGUUUCAAAGAGUGAAUUGUUACUGAAUAAUAGAGAUUUUUCGAAUGUAGAUGAUAAUGCAGCUGUGAGAAUGGCUCUCGCGGAAACAGAGUUAAUCAAACAAACGAAGGAAGAACUUCAAGAUCAUGGAAUUAAUUUGGAUUUAUUGAACAAACCUGCAGGGCAAGUCAAGUUAUCUAGGACGGUAAUUUUGGUGAAAAACAUUCCUUUCCACGAGAACACAGAAAAGUUAAAACAAGAACUUCAUGAUUUGUUUGGUUUCAAAAGUAGAAGAAUUUCCAGAAUCAUUAUUCCUUCAUCCAAGACAAUUGCACUUAUUGAAUUUUAUGAACCUGUAGAAGCACGACAAGCAUUUACUCACUUGGCCUACAAGAAUUUUUAUAACGUUCCACUCUAUUUACAAUGGGCACCUGAAGGAGUUCUGCCUCCAAAGAAAGAAGAAAAGAAGGAAGAGUCAAAGAAAGAGGAUAAAGGCCCUGUUCGAGUGGCAGAUGAAGGCGAUGACAACCAAGAAAGCACAGUAUUGUUCAUCAAGAACUUGAACUUUAAAACAACCGAAGAGAGUCUGAAGGAAUUGCUCAAGAUUUACAAACCUCGAUCCGUUCGUAUUGUGACAGAAAAUGGUAAAAGUAAGGGUUUCGGCUUUGCAGAGUUUGGCAGUGUGAAGGAUGCUGUCAAAGCGCACGACGAAUUACAUGGUGUCGAGCUGGAUAAUCACAUCUUGGUUAUUCACUAUUCCAAUAUUCAAUCCACAGUGAAAACCACGACAGAACCAAAACUUAAAAAACAAGAGGUCUCAUACAAAGAUGAAGAAAAGGGUGUAACUGUGACCUUUAAAAAGUUAGUCGUGCGAAACGUUGCUUUCGAAGCUACUCGACAAGAUUUGUAUCAGCUCUUCAGCACGUACGGUCAAGUGAAAACCAUUCGUUUACCAAAGAAAGUGGGUUCCAACUCACAUCGAGGUUUUGCUUUCGUGGAAUUUGUUUCUCCAAAAGAAUGUCAUCAAGCGUAUCAAGCUCUCAAACACAGUCACUUGUAUGGUAGAACACUCAAACUCGAAUUCAGUGAAGAUGUCAACAUGGAGAACAUUCGAGAUGUUCAGGAACGAAAUCGAGAAGAAUACUUGGAAAAGGAAACAAAGAAAAGCAAAGCCAGUGCAGGAAAGCGAAAACGUGAUGCUUUCUUAUAA